Messenger RNA from Recurvomyces mirabilis, 1131 nucleotides. RefSeq lists its product as uncharacterized. The transcript has a single exon. Lineage: Eukaryota; Fungi; Ascomycota; Dothideomycetes; Mycosphaerellales; Teratosphaeriaceae. The record is from RefSeq and is a predicted model, not a curated record. The coding region runs from base 1 to 1131 and encodes 376 amino acids.
AUGGCCAAUCUUGCAUCGCCGUUGAAGCCACACACUGGCGAUGACACGGACGUCAAUGUCCGAGCCCUGAUAGACCAUGCUAGGAUUGAGCAUCCGGCGGAUUUGCUACGCCAGAAGCUGGCCGAUGGUGAUGUGCCGCUGGAAACUAUCAGAUAUCAUAUGCGAGCGGCGUUCUCACUGCUCUUCCGAUCGAAUCGCAAUGACCGCGCGAGCCUCGCUAGAGAGAAGCCUAUCGUGCGGGAAGUUCUUCACUACCUCUGGACGCGGAACGAACGCUGGCUAGCUUUCCUCCAGGAUUUUCGUGCAAAGGAUAGCUUGACAUUUCUCGCCGCCGCUGAGGGCCACGAUGAUCUGAUCACCCAAUGGCUCGAGAUUGCCAUGCCAGAUCAAGCCGAGAUCGGCAUAAGCCUGAGUGCUAUGCGAACAAGGGCCUGGCGAGGUUCAUUGAUGAGGAGUUACAUUCGUGCCCUCCAUUCGACCGCGCUUGAUCGCUCUGCAGAUUCGGCGAUCGGAUUCUUCCUACAUAUGAGGGAGCGUUGCUGCCUUACAUGGGAGCAGGUAGCGGCCGACGCCUACGAGGUCGCAUCAAAGCGAUACCCCUUGCUGGCCUUGUCGACUUGGCCUGCUGCGAUAGAGCUAAAAGGGCGUCUCACCAGCUGCGACGCCUUUGGAACUGAUGCCAAGUUGUUUGAAGAAUUCACGGCUGUAUUUCAACGUCUAGAAGAGACAGCAGGAAGGCGCGGUGAACUCGAUUGGGGUGACUUCGGUGUGGGACGUUUGCACAUGGCACAUCCGACGAAACCCGAUCCAUCGCUUGCCAUUGCUUACUUCCGGACAAUCCUGGACGAGACACCCACGAACAUGCGUCGAAACAUACUGCCUGCCCAAAGCACACCACAAUGGCGGGGCUUGCGCCAUGCUUUCGCUCGCGCUCUGCAGCUGGCCCAACAACAGAAUCACCAAGAUGCAGCCUGGCUUGAACAGAUGGAGAGAGAUCUCUUUCCCUCCGACCCUAUGACCUUGACUCAACAUGGUAGUAUCUCGCAACGUCCAGCUCGUGUGAAGCAGCAUGAUACCUCUGGUGGCAGACCUACGAGACCGGUAAUAAUCCGAAAAGUUCUCAGAUAUUAA